Messenger RNA from Linum trigynum, 6054 nucleotides. Lineage: Eukaryota; Viridiplantae; Streptophyta; Magnoliopsida; Malpighiales; Linaceae. The record is from the annotation of a GenBank genome assembly.
AUCUCUUUCCUUCGAAAUUGUGAAAUGGAAAUAAGGAUUCAAUUUGAGAGUCCGACGUUUUUGGUUUAUUUCAAUUUUCAAUUUUCUACAAUUUUUUUAAUUAAAUUUAGUGGCUGAAUUUCAAAAACCGGACGAGCGGCUCGAUCGGCUCGAACGGCUAAACGCCUCGGCCGCUCGCCAACCGCUACAUAAAACCGGAGCGGCUUUAGACUGUUCUGAGCCGGUUUUGUGACCGGGUGGCGGUUUUACAGGUCGGGCCGAGCGGCUCGGCUCGGCUUUAAUAACACUGAUAAAAAGUAUAUAUGGGUUUGGGGGGUUUGUAAAUGGGUUUGGGUUAUAUAUGGAUAUUCCUUCCAUAAUCUAAAUGGGUAUGGGUAGGGCAUGAAUAUCCAUUUAUUUGAUGGUGUUUUAACUGCACAUACAAAAAUUGGACCUAUAUGUAAAACUUAAAAAAGUUUAGGUAUCAAAAUAUAAGGCCAAAAAAAUUAGAUACCAAAACCUAAUUUUCCAUCGAUAUUUUGAGAACUUAAAUGUAAAAUUGGUACUAAAUUUGUAGAUCAAUUAAGUUUAGGUAACAAACUGUAAUUUGCAUUUGGGCAUAGGUACAAACCCAAAUCUAUGUAUUAAAAAUCCAGCCCAACCCAAAUAUAUGGGUGUGGAUAUAUACCCAUCAAACUCUAGGAAAUUUUCCGGAUAUACCACACAAAAACUAAAUAUUCCAAAAAUACCACCAAUUUUCGAAAAAAUCCAAAAAUACUAACAUUUUUUAAAAAAGUCGCGGCCCCCUAUGGCUGUUGGAAGGUAAUUGAUCCGGACUAUGCUGGCGCAAUGGAUCAGGUGCUUCGGUUCACAUCUGGGAAGACACAUGACUGCCGACGUGCCCGCCUUCUCGACAUGUAUUUCUGCCUAGUGUCUCUUUACCUGGGGCCCAUGUAUCUUCUUUGAUUGAUCAUGGAUCUCGCAAUUGGAAGGUAACUCUCCUCACCUCUUUAUUUGAUGUGUAUAUGGUCCAAAUUAUCAUAUAUAUUCCUCUUUCCAUCUUUCCCGUGUCUGACCAUCUUGUGUGGCACUACAAGAAACCAGAUGAGUACUCUGUUAGGUCAGGAUAUAGGGUGACCUUUGCUAAUUAUAUUCAUAAUUCUUCCACCAUUCCUCCGAUUCUUUAUUCUUCGGCUUGUAAUUUGUUAUGGUCCUUGAAUGUUCCUCCUAAAUUACGUUUUAUUCUCUUGCGUGUCAUUAAAGGGUAUCUUCCCUUAAGAGAUAUACUUAGAGAGAGAAUUAAUUGAUGAUGAAGAUUUUUCAGGCUGUAAAGUUCCCUGUUUGUGAGUAAGCUCAUGAGACUUUAUUGCAUUCGUUUAUGCACUGCAUGGUGGCUGUGGAUUUUUGGAACCAUGUUGGUUUUAAUCAUUUACAGAUACAGGUUUACAAAAUGCAUGUAUCUAUGGACUGGCGGUGGUUAUUUUUUCAUGCAGGUAUUCCCAUGGAAGUUCACAGUCGUCUAGUCUUUGCAUACUAGCGCAUUUGGAAGGCUCGGUGCUCUACAACUUAAGAUCAUGUCCAAUAUCUCUCAACCACCAUGGUGUGACAUUUCCAAUCUCAAGUGGAGGAAUGGUCCUCUACUCAAGCAGCUUUAACCUCAAAUAAUCGUCAUGCUACUGUUCCUCCUGGGAUUCACAGUCACACUCCACUUCCAAUUACGUCGAGUUCCUUCUUUGUCCACUUUGAUGGUGCUACGAAAACCACUGUCAGGGAGGAGUUGAGUUCGUUGGUUAUACAGGACCAACCGAUAUUCACUUUUCGUUUGGGAAGUUUUACGACGGUUUGGAUGACACAUUCAUCAUUGAGCUCAUGGCCCUCCGGGAUGCCCUCCGGUGGUGUCUUUCUAAAUCGAUCUCUAAUGUCUCAUUCUGUGGUGACACACAAGUGAUCAUUCAAAUGAUUAAUCAUAAGGACUUAAGCCAUGCUUUGGGUGGUAGCCUCCUUUUAGAGAUUCAGGUACUCCAUUUCUCCAUGCAACUUGCAUCGUUCCACUUCGCUCCGCGUAAGUACAGUAGAGUAGUCCAUGUCGUGGAGAAACAAGCCCUCUCAUCGUGGGAUCGCUGGUUGGUCGACCAUCGACUCUUCCUUAUUUCUUCUUUGUAAAAUCAUAUGAGUUCAUAUCAGCUCAUACCAAUAUCAUAUUAGUUCAUCCCAAGUUCAUGUCAUUCAUAUUAAGAGUUUUGAAGAGUUCCUUUUUCUUUACUCAAAACAUAGCAAAAUGGAUAUCAAUGUGUAGAUCGUAAUUAAUGCGUUCUUUCUAUGCUAAAUUUUUUAAAUUCGGAGUUAAAACGAAUUCUGUAGAAUUGGAUUAAGAAAAAUAGAAGAUUAGAAAAAAAUGCAUUCUCGCCUCUCUGGAUAUGUGUCAGGGUAUCAGCAAAAAGAAACCCAGGAAUGGUGCAGUUACCAAUCAACCCUCCUUUUUGUUUGUUAUGGAUUAAUGGAGACCAUCAAAUCUUCUAUGGAUCGAAUGGAUGAGGAUUGAGUUUUGUAGAGUUUUGUAUUUUAUGGUUUUAUAUAGAAAUCGCUCAUGUUUUAUAAUAUGUUUCGCUCCGCUUUUCUUACAACGGUUUAACAAUUAAUAUUUAUCAAAAUAUUUUAGUAGAAAAAGUGUCUAAUUAGCCUAGGAUGUUACCGAUUAGAGAAAAAAAUCUUUUUUAAAAAAUGUAUCGCCACAUUAGGCUACUGCUGAGAAAUUAGUACGAGGAGGAAAAUAAGAAGAAAAGGGGGGAAAAUGGGAGGUGGGAGCCAGGAGCCGAAAAAGGAGUGUGGCAAUAGAAAGCGCGCGCAAAGAGUUGAGCGGUGGAGUGGUGGUGAGAGAUGAGAGGUAAGUGGUAAGCGAUAAGAAGCGCAUCAUCAUCAUCGACAAAGCCAAACAACACAACCCACCAAAAACCUGAAGCACAGGAAAAUCGGAACCCAAAUCCAACCGAAUCCACAAGUUUCAAAUCAUCUUCUGCCACCCAAAACCCUUUGCCUCUAUCUCCUUGCUUCCUCGCUCGGCGCUGCUGCCAAGUGAAAAACUAAAGAGCAAUGGUGAUGGCUAUGGCUGCCAAGUUUCAAAUCAUCUUGAAGCGUCCUACUGGUCUGGAACUCAUACCCUCAGAGAACUUCACUUCUGUGUCAGUGAUGCAAGCAGUUGGAUCGGUCAUGACCAACAAGUAUAGUGAAGGGUACCCUGGUGCUAGAUACUAUGGAGGAAAUGAGUACAUUGACAUGGCAGAGUCCUUGUGUCAGAAGCGUGCACUCGAAGCAUUCAGGUUGGAUCCUGCAAAAUGGGGAGUCAAUGUGCAGCCUCUAUCUGGUUCUCCUGCCAACUUCCAUGUCUACACUGCCUUGUUGAAACCUCACGACAGAAUAAUGGCUCUUGAUCUUCCUCAUGGUGGGCAUCUUUCGCAUGGUUACCAGACAGGCACCAAAAAGAUAUCUGCAGUAUCAAUAUUUUUUGAGACAAUGCCAUACAGACUGAAUGAGAGCACUGGUUACAUUGACUAUGAACAGAUGGAGAAGAGUGCCGCUCUUUUUAGACCAAAAUUGAUAGUGGCGGGUGCUAGCGCAUAUUCUCGUCUUUAUGAUUAUGCAUUCAUUCGGAAGGUUUGUGACAAACAAAAGGCCGUCUUGUUGGCGGACAUGGCUCACAUUAGUGGGCUGGUUGUAGCUGGUGUGGUCCCAUCACCAUUUGAUUAUGCAGAUGUGGUUACCACCACAACUCACAAGUCCCUUCGUGGCCCAGGUGGAGCCAUGAUUUUCUUCAGGAAGGGAGUUAAAGAGGUCAACAAACAAGGAAAGGAGGCGUUGUAUGACUAUGAAGACAAAAUUAACCAAGCCGUCUUUCCUGGACUUCAAGGAGGUCCGCACAACCACACAAUCACUAGUUUAGCAGUCGCACUGAAACAGGCUACAACUCCAGAGUACAGAGCUUAUCAGGAACAAGUGCUUAGAAACUGCUUCAAGUUUGCUGAGGCUUUAGGGGAGAUGAGAUAUGACCUAGUUUCUGGGGGAACUGAAAACCACUUAGUUUUGGUGAAUUUGAAGAACAAGGGUAUUGAUGGCUCCAGGGUUGAAAAAGUGCUGGAGGCUGUUCAUAUUGCUUCAAACAAGAACACGGUUCCCGGGGAUGUGUCUGCCAUGGUUCCUGGUGGCAUCAGGAUGGGAACCCCAGCUCUUACGCCUAGGGGAUUUGUUGAGGAGGAUUUCGUGAAGGUUGCUUACUUCUUCGAUCUUGCUGUUAAGAUUGCAGUGAAUAUUAAGACUGCAAGCAUAGGGACAAAGCUGAAGGACUUUGUAGCGACAAUGCAGACCGCCAAUUUCCAAUCUGAGAUUGCCAAGCUCCAUCUUGAUGUUGAAGAAUACACGAAGCAGUUCCUAACAAUCGGCUUUGAGAAAGAAACCAUGAAAUACAAAAUCUAAACAAGGCGCAGGUUAGAAGGGUUUGCCAUGAGGUUCUUAUCUUCAAUGGAAGUAAAACAAAGGGAUCUUACAUCGAAGUCAUGAAGCAUUAUGUAUGAAGAUGUAAAUGCUGGCCUUUCUUGUAUUACAAAUGCCUGUAAAUCCCCGAAACCAACCUCUGUUUUAUGUCUAUACUACUAAAUACAUACAAAUGAAAAGCUAAUUGGUUGGUGCCCAAUCGCAAGAAAGAAUAAACGUGUGCAACCCUUACUUCACUCUGAGAAAGUUUUAGUUUACCGGAGGUGGCGGGUCAAAGUGUCGAGAUAAGUACACUUGUGUUUCAAUGUGCAAGAUGCCAUGAUAUGUGAGAAUUGAAAGUUGAGAUUACUUUUCUGAUAAAUAUCCCUAAGCCUGUUUGGAUAGAAAAAAAAAACUAAAGAAUUCUUCCAUUUCUAUAUACUAUGUUUGGAAUGAUGAGAAUGUUGAGAACUGAAUUUCAUUUGGUCUAAAAUUUGGGAAUGUAAUUCCUAUCGAAAGUGAUAGGAAUUGAGUCAAUGGAGAUGGAAUUAGUGAGACCCAUCAAUAUUUAAUAUUAUUUUAUUGAUCCACUAUAAUUUUACUCUCUUUUUCUCUCAUUCAUAUUUCAUUUCCCAAGAUAAAACAAACAUAUUACAUUAUCUAUUAUUGUUAAAAGUGCAAUUCAUUUCCAUUGUUACAGGAAUUAUACCAAACACUAGAAUCGAAAAUGAAAUUUUAUAAAAAUGAAAAAUGAAAUUCCAUUUCCUUUUCCAUUUCUUCCAGAAUUGUAUCCAAACAGGUUUUUUUUAUGUGAAAACGAUGUCAAUCAUUAAUUGUGAUAUGAUAGACAGGAAACCUCAUGAAUUUAAAAAAAUCAUUAAGUAUUCAAAAUGGCUAUUAUGAGGCGGGUGCAUUCAAAGUGAGUACACCGAAGACACCAUCAUUUAAAGAUAUAUAUAUAUAUAUAUAUAGUGGCGUCUUCGGUGCACUCACUUUUUUGGGUGCAUUCAUUGCACUCACUUCAUAACCAUCAUUUUAAACAUGCGAUUCAUGUCAAAAUGAUGUCAAUCAUCACUUAUGAUGUCAAUCAUCACUUAUGAUGUGAUGAACAAUAACACACAUGAAUUUGCACAACAACCAUUGAAGAUUUACUUUAAUUUGAAGGAUUUAGAGUUUAGAGAUUUAGGGUUAGGGUUUACAAUUUAGGGUUUACAUACCGUUUGAUAUAAAUGAAUUCCAUAAGUUUUGAGGAAUUCAUUUUCAAAUGAAAUUUUUUUGUGUUUGGUAUUUAAAAGAAUUCAUUUCCAAUUCUAAAUUUUGAAUUCUAUAGAAUUGGUACUAGUUAUAGCAAUUCCGAGGAAUUGACAUUGAAUUUCCAAAUGAAUUCCACAACUAUUUACUAAUUAUAAUAGAAUGACAUAAUUAUCCUUUUUAUUAACUAAAUUACUUACAUAUAUGACAUACCAAACAUAGAACUUCAUUUGACAAUGAAUUCUACGUGACAAUUCAUUUUAUUUUUAAAGAUUUGAAUAUGACAUACCAAACAAAAGAUUUCAUUUGACAAUGAAUUCUACACGGUAAUUCAUUUUACAAUGAAAUUAAUUCUUAAUU